Messenger RNA from Anguilla rostrata (American eel), 6928 nucleotides. RefSeq names its product ATP-binding cassette, sub-family C (CFTR/MRP), member 5 (gene abcc5). The transcript has 29 exons. Lineage: Eukaryota; Metazoa; Chordata; Actinopteri; Anguilliformes; Anguillidae. The record is from RefSeq and is a predicted model, not a curated record. Gene Ontology annotation, biological process: transmembrane transport. Gene Ontology annotation, molecular function: ATP binding; ABC-type transporter activity; ATP hydrolysis activity. The coding region runs from base 1369 to 5661 and encodes 1430 amino acids. Gene Ontology annotation, cellular component: membrane.
UGAUUAUUCUUAAAGGUGACAAAAGGGACAAGUGCGAUAGUGCAAAAAAAGAAAACGUUAAGGUUUAUUGGGAUUACAUUAAUGUUUCCUAAAAUAGGCUACCAUAGAAAGAACUCCAAUAUAAAAGCUAUUUAUAUAUUUAAUAGCAAUGUGUGCAUCCAAUUUAUGUAUUUAAAAAAUGGUCCAAAAAAACAAAGUGCAUUUUAACUUGUAAUUCUCGUCGCAAGUUAAUUUGUGUGACGCUAAUAGUUUGCUGCUGUUAAAUUGCCUUCGAUGUAACAGACUUCUGAUCUGUAGCCUAUGUUUUAUGUAUUUUGUCAGAUGUUUGCAUGUUAGCUAGCUAGAUGUAAAUCUGUUCUAACAUAGUUGCAUGAAUGUAGCAAUUUUAAGAUGUAUUGUCCGUCCUCUAAUAUUUGUACAGUGUACGGGUAUGGAUACUCCCUGUAGCCUAUGAAUACCAUAGGCUAUUUGAUUUUUGUCGUGAUCUUCCCUUAUUUAUUCGUUACAUUACUUAUAAAAUUGUGACAAUUUUAUGUUCGCCGUGUGUUCUGAAACGUUUCUCACCGUUUAAAAUAUAGAAGUAUAUUUUAUUGCUUGGAUAAAAAUUAAUAAUGAGCGAAGAGCCAGACUACAUCUCCCAAUGUAAAGACAUUAUCACACUAUGAUUAUACUAGCCUGCUGAAUGAAACAAUAUUUAGCCAAGGUUUUACAUUAGUCGAAUUCGUUAUUUCAUCAAACCAGAACUGGACUGCCUCUUGUCUCACGAAGUUCAUUAAAAAGAUGUUGCUACACAACGUCUACGACAACGAACUUAGCAUCAUUGUUUCGCUAUGUACUUGCUGUUUAAAAAUGGCAAAUGCUUCCGAUAGUUGUCGCUAAAGGUAGGUUAUUGUGUUCUGUACAGCUGUGCGUUUAUGAAUCGCAAUGUGAUGUUUUUGUUUGAACAAUUCAGUCGUCAUUAGAAUAUCGCGAAUGCCUGCGUCAGAUAGUGCUCAAGCAACUGCCUUAUUCUCAUUUGUUUUAUACCCCAUCUCCUGUUUAAACUUCCGGAACUCUCUGUACCUUUUCCAAAAAUUCGUGCGUAGGAGGGAGGAGGUGGGGGCGAGCAGGGGAGUCUAGUUCCAUCUUUGACAUAGAAACCAGCCGUGGUCCCGGGGAUCAUUUCAGAAAAAAGAGAAAUCGUACCGGCAUCAUACGCGGUGCGUUCACUGGUGCAUCAGGGGUGUGUACAGAAAUGAAACGGGAGGACAGUUGCUCUGCUUUGAAAAUUGAUGAGUUUGCCGAGAUGAUAAAGAACUAAGUAGUGACAAACGAAGAAGACAAACACUGAAGUGACACCAGUCAGCAGUCCCAUGUUGGUGAAAGAAGAUGAAAGAGCUUGAUGUGGGAAAGGACUACCUGCCAGUUAGCCCAGGUUACCGGGCUGUACCCAGCAGAGACACUUCAUCCAGCUCAGACACUGACCCAUACCAGCUCUCCAAGGUCCAGGAUGCCCUGGAGACCGCUGCUCGGGCGGAGGGGGGGCUGCCUUUGGAUGGGGGCGGGACCCCUCACAUGAAGGAGCUGGAGGAGGAGGCCGGCCGCAGCAAGUACCACCACAGCAUCAGCGUGCUGAAGCCGUUCCGCUCCACCAGCAAGCACCAGCACCCGGUGGACAAUGCUGGCCUCCUGUCCUUUAUGACCUUCAGUUGGCUGACGCCGCUGGCCCUCAAGGCCCACAAGAAGGGUCAGCUCUUCCUGGAGGACGUGUGGGCUGUGUCCGAGUGGGAGAGCUGCGAGACCAAUCGAAAGAGACUGGCGGGGCUGUGGGAGGAGGAGUGCGAGGCUCUGGGGGACCAGGCCUCCCUGCACCACGUGGUCUGGACCUUCUGCCGGACACGGCUGCUGCUGUCCAUCGUCUGCCUCAUGGUCACCCAGCUGGCUGGCUUCACUGGUCCAGCGCUUGUGGUAAAGAGGCUCCUGGACUACACGGAGCAGGUCAAACCGGACCUGUCCUACGGCAUGCUGCUGGUCCUGGGCCUGCUGGCCAGCGAGCUCAUCCGGUCCUGGUCCCUGGCGCUCACCUGGGCCCUCAACUACCGCACGGGCACACGCCUCCGCGGCGCCAUCCUCACCAUGGCCUUCCACAAGAUCCUGCGGCUCCGCAACAUCCGCGAAAAGUCUGUGGGGGAGCUGAUCAACAUGUGCUCGAGCGACGGGCAGCGGAUGUUCGAGGCGGCCGCAGUGGGCAGCCUGCUGGCGGGCGGGCCCCUCAUCGCCGUGCUGGGCAUGGGCUACAACCUGGCCAUCCUGGGCCCCACCUCGCUGCUGGGCUCUGCGGUCUUCAUCCUCUUCUACCCCGCCAUGAUGUUCAGCUCCAGGCUGACGGCCUACUUCAGGAGGAAGGGCGUGGCCGUGACCGACAUGCGGGUGCAGAAGAUGAACGAGAUCCUCAACUACAUCAAGUUCAUCAAGAUGUAUGCCUGGGUGAAGGCUUUCUCCCAGUCUGUGCGCAGAAUCCGUGAGGAGGAACGCACAAUCCUGGAGAAGACCGGGUAUUUCCAGAGCAUCACAGUGGGCGUGGCUCCCAUCGUCGUGGUGAUUGCCAGUGUGGCCACCUUCUCCACCCACAUGCUGCUGGGUUAUGACCUCACUGCCUCCCAGGCUUUCACCGUAGUAACUGUCUUCAAUGCCAUGACCUUUGCACUCAAAGUCACGCCCUUCUCAGUCAAGUCCUUGUCCGAGGCAUCGGUGUCCAUGGAGAGGUUCAAGAGUCUCUUUAUGAUGCCGGAGGUGGAAAUGAUCCGGCCACAGCCACAGAGCCCCCUAGUGGCCAUAGAGAUAAGCGGCGCCAGUCUGGCCUGGGAGACGGGUGGCCACAGUGCCCAGCCCACGCCCCGGGGCACGCCCUCCGUGGGCCUGGUCCAGAGGCACGGGCUGAGGAGGAGCUGGGCCGCCGCCCACGGGGCGAAGAGGGCAGAGCGAUCCGCCGUAGAGGAGCAGACCGGCCAGCUGCUGAUGGGGAGGGGGGCGGACGUCCCCUCCAGCCCCGAGGACGAGACCGCGCCCGUCCCCACCAUCAGCCAGCGACUGCAGAGGACCCUGCACUGCAUCAACCUCACUGUGCCUCAGGGAAAACUGGUUGGAAUCUGUGGUAGUGUGGGGAGUGGGAAGUCGUCUCUGAUCUCUGCCAUCCUGGGUCAGAUGACCCUUCUGGAGGGCUCUGUGAAAGUGAGCGGGGACUUCGCCUACGUGGCCCAACAGGCGUGGAUCCUCAACGCCUCUCUGCGGGACAACAUCCUGUUUGGGAAAGAGCAUGAGGAAGAGAGGUACCAGAUGGUUCUGAGUGCCUGCUGUCUGAGACCAGACCUGGCCAUCUUGCCCUGUGCUGACCUGACUGAGAUCGGGGAGCGCGGGGCCAACCUGAGUGGUGGGCAGCGGCAGCGCAUUAGCCUGGCCCGUGCCCUGUACAGCGACAGGAGCAUCUACGUCCUGGACGACCCGCUCAGUGCCCUCGACGCCCACGUGGGCAACCACAUCUUCAACAACGCCAUCAAGAAGCAGCUGCGCAGCAAGACCGUCAUCUUCGUCACUCACCAGCUGCAGUACCUUGUGGACUGCGAUGAGGUUAUUUUCAUGAGGGACGGCAGCAUUACAGAGCAGGGCAGCCAUGAGGACCUGAUGUCUCUUAACGGAGAUUACGCCGCCAUGUUCAACAACCUGCAGCUAGGAGAGGCUCCCUACAUUGAUGUGACCCACAGGAACUCUGGGAACUCCUUGAAGAAGCCUCCUGAGAAGACCAAGGCUGGAUCCAUAAAGAAGGACAAGCCUGCCAACAAAGACAAUGCAGGUCAGCUGAUGCAGGCGGAGGAGCGUGGGCAGGGCUCUGUCCCCUGGUCGGUGUACAGGGUGUAUAUCCAGGCUUUGGGCGGCGUGAUGGUCUUCCUCCUUAUCCUGUUGCUCUUCAUCCUCAAUGUCGGCAGUACCGCUUUCAGCAACUGGUGGCUCAGCUACUGGAUCAAGGAAGGAAGUGGGAACACCACAGUGUGGGUGGGGAACAGCUCCGUGUUGAGUGACAGCAUGCGGGACAACCCCCUGAUGCAGCACUACGCCGGCGUCUAUGCACUGUCCAUGGGCAUCAUGCUGCUGCUCAAAUUCGUCCGGGGAAUCGCCUUCGUCAAGGGAACACUACGGGCCUCUUCUCAGCUCCACGAGCAACUUUUCCGGAAGAUUCUGCGCAGCCCCAUGAAGUUUUUUGACACCACACCUACUGCCCGCAUACUCAACAGGUUCUCCAAGGACAUGGACGAAGUGGACACAAGGCUGCCUUUCCAAGCGGAGAUGUUCAUCCAGAACGUGAUUCUGGUCUUCUUCUGCCUGGGCGUGAUCGCCUGCAUCUUCCCGUGGUUCCUGGCGGCGGUGGGGCCCUUGGUGCUGCUCUUCACUCUGCUCCACGUGGUGUCACGCGUCUUCAUCCGCGAGCUCAAGCGGCUGGACAACAUCACGCAGUCGCCCUUCCUGUCCCACAUCACCUCCAGCAUCCAGGGCCUCACCACCAUCCACGCCUACGGCAAGGGGGACGAGUUCCUCUACAGAUACCAGGAGCUGCUGGAUCAGAACCAGGCCCCGUUCUACCUGUUCAGCUGCGCCAUGCGCUGGCUGGCGGUGCGUCUGGACGUGAUCAGCGUGGCCCUGAUCAGCAUCACGGCGCUCAUGAUCGUGCUGAUGCACGGCCAGAUCCCGCCCGCCUACGCCGGCCUCGCCAUCUCCUACGCCGUGCAGCUCACCGGUUUGUUCCAGUUCACUGUGCGUCUGGCAUCUGAGACUGAGGCCCGCUUCACGUCUGUGGAAAGAAUUCACCACUACAUCCAGUCUCUGGCCCUGGAGGCCCCUGCCAGAAUCAAGAACAAGACCCCCCCUCCAGACUGGCCCCAGGAGGGGGAGGUGGUGUUUGACGGCACGGAGAUGAGGUACCGGGAGAACCUGCCGCUGGUUCUGAAGAAGGUGUCCUUUACCAUCAGGCCCAAAGAGAAGAUCGGCAUCGUGGGCCGCACUGGAUCAGGGAAGUCCUCUCUGGGCGUGGUGCUCUUCCGCCUCGUGGAGCCCUGUGGCGGCUCCAUCAAAAUCGACGGCAUCAACAUCUGCGACAUUGGCCUGGCUGACCUGCGCAGCAAGCUGUCAAUCAUCCCGCAGGAGCCGGUGCUGUUCAGUGGAACCGUCAGAUCCAACCUGGACCCCUUCAACCAGUACGCUGAGGAGCUCAUCUGGGACGUCCUGGAGCGGACUCACAUGAAGGAGUGUGUGUCCCAGCUACCUCUGAAGCUGGAGUCAGAGGUGGUGGAGAAUGGGGAGAACUUCUCGGUUGGAGAGAGACAGCUGCUCUGCGUGGCCCGCGCACUGCUGAGACAGUGCAAGAUUCUGAUCCUGGAUGAGGCGACGGCCGCCAUGGACACGGAGACGGAUUCGCUGAUCCAGGAGACCAUCCGCGCCGCCUUCGAGGACUGCACCACCCUGACCAUCGCACACCGGCUGCAGACCGUGCUCAACUGCGACCGCAUCAUGGUGCUCGCCCAGGGACAGGUGGUGGAGUUUGACGAGCCGUCCAGACUGCUGGCCAAUGAGAACUCUAGAUUCUGCGCCAUGCUGGCGGCUGUGGAGAACAAGAUCUCAGUGAGGGGCUAAGGAGGCACGCGGGGCCGUGCGCGAGGCGGAAUCGCGCUCUGGAGAGGGAGGGGACCCCCCCCCAGCAGACACUGCCUCACCAUGCUUUGUCUAAGCCACGCCCCCUUCCUGCAGUCCUGCAGUUCACACUGCUGCCUGCUGGGGGUGUUAUGUUGAGCUCUGUUGGGACAGGGUCCUGAGCAGACACCUAGGGCUGUCCUAGGGAGGAGCCUGCUCAGAAAUCACUCUCAACCUAAUGGUCAGGAAACCACUGAUACUGUAACAAUGUUUUGAGUAAUAUUAAGAGAAGCUUUACAUGUGUAGCUAUAUUCAUUUAAACAGGUCUGUUUCAUAAUAUAUAUCCAUUUAUAUGUGUAUAUAUAAUAUACAUAUAUACCUAUAUUUACAGUGCAAAGGAUGUAUGCUAAGCUUAUUUUGUACUGACUGUUUGUACAACAUCGGUGUAUGACAUGUAUUAUGUAAUUUCACUUGUGGUUUGCUCUGUCACCAUAGUCUGACCUCCCAGUGUUUAGAAAAUUGGCGGUCUUCAGAACUCUGUAACUCUGUUGUCAGACGACUGAAGCCCUGGACCCAGGGUGGUCUGAUUGUCUGGUGCCCGGAAGGCGUGGCCUGGGUCAGGUUAGGCUGGCGCUGAGCGGGAGGGAGCUUCACUGAGCGUCCUCUCGAAGUGUCUCCGCUCCACGCUCUGAGACGAUGGUCUUCCCGUAUCACCCCAGCUAAGAGGCCUUGUGCGUUUACAGCCCGUUUCCUUUGACUUUGUUUGUUCCUUCCAUCAGUGUGUCUUUUUUUAACGUCCUGCUGAAAGAAUGGGUCGUUUUCUUGCUCCUCACCCCCUUGCACAGAGUGGCUCUGCAGCUGCUCAGCGGCUCCCUCUGCUGGCGGGAGAAUCUGUGACUGUCACAAGCUGUCUUUGAUCAGGGGGGACAGCUUGCAAUUCGAACUGCAAAAGAAUGAAGGUUGUCCUGCGUCUGUGCGCGCGUGUGUGUACAAUAUCAUGUGCGCAUGUGUACAGUAUCAGAACUGCACAGAUGUAAACUCCUGUACUUGAUGUGGGCUCUGACCAAACCCUGCAGUGUCGAUCAGGCCCAAAUUAGUACUGUAACGGCAAUGGCUUACCAACAGGCCUUUUUGAAUGUGUCUGCCUGUCUGUUAUUUUUAUUACUUUUUAUAGCCUUAGCAUGAUGUAAUUAUUGCCUUUUGAGAGGGGGUGAGAUAAAGAAGGAGAAGAAAAUCUACGAAAUAUGUUAAUAAAACUAUUUUAGGUUUA